UCUUAGAAAAAAAAAAGAAAAUUGAAAAUAUUUUAGCUCAAUUUUCUCGUUGAAUUUUCUCUCUAGCCAAACAAGUGAAUAAACAGAAAAGAAUUUUGAAAAAUGGGUGUUCAGAUGGACCCGUUAACCCAAUUGAGCUUACCACCGGGUUUUAGAUUCUACCCGACGGAUGAAGAGCUUUUAGUGCAAUAUUUGUGCAGGAAAGUUGCUGGUCAUCAAUUUUCAUUGGAAAUCAUUGGUGAAAUUGAUUUGUACAAGUUUGAUCCAUGGGUUUUACCAAGUAAAGCAAUAUUUGGUGAGAAAGAGUGGUAUUUUUUUAGUCCAAGAGAUAGAAAAUACCCAAACGGGUCAAGACCCAAUAGAGUUGCGGGUUCGGGUUACUGGAAGGCGACCGGAACCGAUAAAGUCAUCGUUACUGAUGGUCGUAAAGUUGGUAUAAAAAAAGCUCUGGUUUUUUACAUCGGCAAACCUCCGAAAGGAACUAAAACUAAUUGGAUCAUGCAUGAAUAUCGCCUUUUAGAUUCUACUCGUAAAAUGGGCAGUUCAAAACUUGAUGAAUGGGUCUUAUGCCGGAUAUACAAGAAGAAUUCGGGUGGGCAAAAACCGAUGCCAAGUGUUACAAGUAGUAAAGAAUAUAGCAAUAACAAUUCAUCUUCGUCUUCGUCUUCGCAUCUUGACGAUGUUUUGGAUUCGUUACCAGAGAUUGACGAACGUUUCUUUGCGUUUCCUAAUGCAAAAACAAUGCAACCCGAUGAAAAAAUCAAUCUCAAUAAUCUGGGUUCGGGUAAUUUUGACUGGGCGACUCUUGCCGGGUUAAACUCGAUGCCCGAUCUCACUCAGCAGCAAACUCAGUCUCAAACGCAAGGAAUGAUGAAUUAUGGUCAUAACAUCAGUGAUCUUUAUGUCCCUUCAUUUCAGCAACAACUCGGACACGUCGAUACUAAGAUGGAAGAAGAAGUUCAAAGCGGAGUUAGAACUCACCGAGUUGAUAACUCGGGGUUUUCGCAGCAGAACUCGAGCAUGUUGACUCAGAAUUUCUCCAACUCGCUUGACCCGUAUGGAUUUAGAUACCCGACCCAAUCGAUUAACGGGUUCGGGUUUAGACAAUGAAAAGCAGAAGUUUAGGAGGGCCAUCUCUAAUUCUUUUUUUACUGUAGGGGCAAAGAUAUGGGAAGUGCAUUUCUGUAAAUAUAAGCAUUCUUUGGGGCUAACUUUUUGGUUUGAUUCCAAAAAGAGGAAAAAAAUGAAAAAAUUUGGACUUCAUAAUAUUUUUUGAACUGGGAGGCUUAUAAUAUUUGGACCAAAAUGCAAAAAAAAAAAAAAGCUUAGGGGAUUAGAUUAAAUUGUGAUAAUUGUAUAAUUUGGUCUCAAAACUAUAAUAGGAUAUGUAAUUUUCACACACAAAGAUUUUGUUUACUAUAUAUGGAAGGAUUUGAUGAAUUAGGAAAUUUGGUUUGAA
Messenger RNA from Mercurialis annua (annual mercury), 1459 nucleotides. Its product is annotated as NAC domain-containing protein JA2L-like. NCBI's taxonomy places the organism in Eukaryota, Viridiplantae, Streptophyta, Magnoliopsida, Malpighiales, Euphorbiaceae. Gene Ontology annotation, biological process: regulation of DNA-templated transcription. Bases 103 to 1110 code for a protein of 335 amino acids. The record is from RefSeq and is a predicted model, not a curated record. Gene Ontology annotation, molecular function: DNA binding. The transcript has 3 exons.